This is a messenger RNA of Microtus ochrogaster (prairie vole), 1630 nucleotides long. RefSeq names its product RNA polymerase I and III subunit C (gene Polr1c). NCBI's taxonomy places the organism in Eukaryota, Metazoa, Chordata, Mammalia, Rodentia, Cricetidae. Gene Ontology annotation, biological process: DNA-templated transcription. Gene Ontology annotation, cellular component: RNA polymerase III complex; RNA polymerase I complex. Gene Ontology annotation, molecular function: protein dimerization activity; DNA binding. The record is from RefSeq and is a predicted model, not a curated record.
GCCGCGGAGACAGCCACGGGCGGUUGUACGCGUGCGCGGGUUUGGAGGCUUCUCUGGCGGUGCAUGGUGGAAAAUGGCGGCGGCUCAGGCUGUGGAGGAGAUGCGGACUCGCGUGGUUCUGGGAGAGUUUGGGGUUCGCAAUGUCCACACCACUGACUUCCCGGGUAACUAUUCGGGUUAUGAUGAUGCUUGGGAUCAGGACCGCUUCGAGAAGAAUUUCCGUGUGGAUGUAGUACAUAUGGAUGAAAAUACAUUGGAAUUCGACAUGGUGGGAAUUGAUGCUGCCAUCGCUAAUGCUUUCCGGAGAAUUCUGUUAGCUGAGGUGCCCACAAUGGCUGUGGAAAAGGUUCUGGUGUAUAAUAACACAUCCAUUGUCCAGGAUGAGAUCCUUGCUCACCGCCUGGGGCUCAUCCCCAUUCUUGCUGAUCCUCGUCUUUUUGAAUAUCGGAACCAAGGCGAGGAAGAAGGAACAGAGAUAGACACACUGCAGUUUCGACUGCAGGUCAGGUGUACCAGGAAUCCCAGUGCUGCUAAGGAUUCCUCUGACCCCAAUGAACUCUACGUGAACCACAAAGUAUAUACCAGGCAUAUGACAUGGGUCCCCUUGGGAAACCAGGCUGAUGUCUUCCCGGAGGGCACAAUUCGCCCUGUGCAUGACGACAUCCUCAUCGCUCAGCUUCGGCCUGGUCAGGAGAUUGACCUGGUCAUGCACUGCGUCAAGGGCAUUGGCAAAGAUCAUGCCAAGUUCUCACCAGUGGCAACAGCCAGCUAUAGGCUCCUGCCAGACAUUACUCUGCUUGAACCUGUGGAAGGGGAGGCGGCUGAGGAACUGAGCCGGUGCUUCUCACCAGGCGUGAUUGAGGUGCAGGAGGUGCAAGGUAAAAAGUUGGCCAGAGUUGCCAAUGCUCGGUUGGAUACCUUCAGCAGAGAAAUCUUCCGGAAUGAGAAGCUGAAGAAGGCUGUGCGGCUUGCCCGUGUUCGGGACCAUUAUAUCUGGUCAUUUCAAGGAUAUGAAGCAUAGAUUUGAGCCGGAAGUCAGGAAUAUUGUUCAAGUUGACGAAGGCUGAACCAAGGAGCUGUGUAGCAAGGUCCUCUACAGUGUAGAAAUCCUGCUGCAUGGAAGGGCCUGCCUUCCCCAGGAUGUGGUAACUGUAAGGCAAAGAUCACACUGACGGCUGUGCUCAUUUAUCAACAAGUCUUUAAUAUUUGGUGAACUGAGGCUACAGCUCUGAAUACGAUCUGGACGGAGCCAAGUAUCACUAAACCCCACAACCAAGACCCAAAGACAAAGACCUGGCUAGACGCUCCUCACUGUUCUAUGAGAAAUAUGGAUAUUCCUAUGGCCUGUGAAUACUGCUAUGACUGUUUCUUACAGACUACAGGCAUUAAGGAGCCAGAGCAGAUGGAAUCCCACUUCUCUAACUCUUGAGCCUCAUCAUUAUGCACUAGAAACACACAGUGGGCAUAAAUCUGAAGUCAUGGCUAGGACUGUGAGGUGCAUGCAACAAUUAAUAUCUAAUGCAGGAAGGCAGGUAGCUCCCGUGGACUUAACACUGCUACCAACUUGCCUUACCUCACCUCUACACUACAAUUCUGAUCCAAAGUCUCUGUGUUGCCAUUCCUACCAAGG